Mauremys reevesii (Reeves's turtle) is the source of this 2187-nucleotide messenger RNA. RefSeq names its product IDNK gluconokinase (gene IDNK). The record is from RefSeq and is a predicted model, not a curated record. NCBI's taxonomy places the organism in Eukaryota, Metazoa, Chordata, Testudines, Geoemydidae. Gene Ontology annotation, molecular function: gluconokinase activity. The transcript is spliced from 5 exons. The coding region runs from base 27 to 608 and encodes 193 amino acids. Gene Ontology annotation, cellular component: cytoplasm.
GAGAGGCGGCGGCUGCUGGGCUCGGCAUGGUGCUGCUGGUGGUGAUGGGAGUGAGCGGCUCGGGGAAAUCCACUGUUGGGUCACAUCUGGCAACUAAGCUGGGAUGGAAAUUCUAUGAUGCUGAUGACUAUCAUCCUACAGAGAACACAAAGAAAAUGGCACAAGGAAUACCACUAAAUGACCAGGACAGGAUUCCAUGGCUUUGCAAAUUACAUGAUAUAUUAAUGAGAGAAGAGUCAGCUGGACAAAGUGUGAUUCUGGCCUGUUCAGCUCUGAAGAAAAUGUACAGACGCAUAUUGGUAAGUGGAGGGGAUGCUGUGUGUUCUAAAAGUGAUCAGCUAGACUCUGCCACAGGGAAGGUCCUUUUUAUCCAUUUGGAUGGAUCUAUGGAACUCAUCGCCAGCCGCCUGGAGAAGAGGAGAGGACACUUCAUGGCACCCGAACUACUACAGUCUCAGUUUGAUACGCUGGAGCCUCCGUCAGCACCAGAAAACUUUAUCACUGUGAGUCUAGAAAAGUCUGUUUCUGAAAUAGUGUCUGAAAUUGAGAAAUCUCUUCACUUAGAGAAAUGCUUUUCCACAGCAGUUUCUGAAUUAGAUGCACACUAAUUCUUUUAAACAUGUCAUAUUUGUAGAACAGCAGUUUAGUUGCUUUCUCAAGUUAACCAGCAUGGUUUGCAAUAUUAACUUCAUUGGCUUGACAUACUUUAAAGGGACUGGGACACUAUUACUGAUUUCAUUAAGAUCUGUUCAAACCUGGAGAUACAAUUUUCAGAAGUGAAUGGCAUUUGCUUAACUCUUUGUCCAUUUAAAUCACAGGCGAAACUCUCAUUGGCUUUGAUAGAAACAGGGGUAGGUCAACACCGAGUGCUUCAGACAAUCCCAUCCUAGGAAUUUAGACAGAACAUGUAAAUCUCAACAAAUUUAGCUUUAACUUUUUUCCUGCCAAAACACAGAAAUUGGCCCCAUCAUCACUACUGACAUUUUAGUGUUGAAUGGACACUUGAAAGGUGAACAUCCUCUUAAGAGGAGGCAGAGUUCUCUAAUAGUGCAGAGGGGCAGGAGCUGGGACAGCUGGGUUCAGGUCCUGACUCUACCAUUAGCUCCAUGUCUGACCUGGAAUAAGUCACAACCUCGGUGUCUAUGUCCAUAUCUGUGAAAAUACUUGCUGACUUCGCAGGGGUGUUGUGAGAUUUCAUUGAUUCUGACUUAAACACAGUGGGAGGGAGAGAGCUAUGUAACUGCAAGGCAUUAUUCUACCUAAAUCUUUAACAAUAAACUAAGCACUGUAUUGACUGUGAUUUAGUCUUUCAUUUGCAAAAUAUACACACAAUGAAACAAGAGAGAGAAUGACUCAGCCAAUGAGGUAUGAUUUAUGUACCACUGGGUUCAGCAGUUCAGAACAGAUGAAUGGUCUCUUCCUUCAGCUUGACUGGCAGGCAGCUGUUCAGUGUAACUUCUUCUGGCACCCUCCACCUGCUACCACAAUAGCCUCACUCUAGCCUCUACUGCUCAAGCUGUAUCACAAAGCAUGACUUUCGCUGUAAUAAAAAUUCAGAGCAGGUGUGAGGAAGAGCAAGGACGAAACUCCCCUAAUAAGGGAGAAUCCCACUUCAAGUAGGUGGCUUGCACAUUGCUCCUCACAGACACACAUUCUUUGGAUUUUGCAGAUACACAAGCAAUUCAGCAUAUUAUUUUCAGUGUCCCUCUCAAACUGAGCCAGUGAAUUAAGGUUCUUUGUUACAGUCAUUUAAAAAUGUACACACCAAAGGCUGUGCUCACUAUUAGAGUACUUAAAUUCAGAUGUAACUGUCCUUAAUCUUGUUUACUUUCUCUUCAAUAUGUAAUGCUUUGUAGGUGUUAAAGUCCUUAUUAAAGUUAAGACUAUACAACUACAGCCUUGAGUAGUCUUAGCAGAGACAAUGGACUCCUCCUGUGGCAAGAUAUGCUCAUACAUAUGUGUUUACAGGAUAAGGGCCUAGGACAGCUACAUACAAUCACUACUCUCAAUCCAGUAUUCAUUGUCAGUCUAUUAAACAAAAACCCUCAUUACAACAAGAUAAGAGUCCACUUUCACAUGUUAAUUCUGUACUUAGAAAUUUUUGCAUAAAGUCAUGUAAAUAAUUCACAGAAUUUAAGGAAUAUGAAAGCAUGUUUAAUUUUUUUGGUGUGUGUAUGUAUUAAAAUG